Molecule: messenger RNA, 5203 nt
Organism: Myxocyprinus asiaticus (Chinese sucker)
Lineage: Eukaryota; Metazoa; Chordata; Actinopteri; Cypriniformes; Catostomidae
Product: transmembrane protein 125-like
Exons: 3
Coding region: 1067-1735 (222 amino acids)
Source: RefSeq, a predicted model, not a curated record
AUGACAGCGCCGAUAAGAAUUGCAACCUGAUAUGGUCGGAAUUACUGCCCGAGACUUAAAUUCAACUUGAUGUCUCUUUUAGCUGACUGCGUUUCCCUGUCAGUCGGACUCGGAUCAGAGUGGAAGCUGUGUGUUUGUUGCUGUGUAUUUGUGGCUGUUGUGGCGGUUCGGGAUGGUGUGUUGCCUGCCAGCCCAUCACAGACACAUAGUGACCCAUCUCAUCCUGGCUUAGAGAAGCACGCAGAGACUUGCUCCAUUGUCUCUGUCUAGGAACCAAGCUACUAAACAAGGCAUCAGCUGUUGUAUGGUGACCAGAGACAAGACAAGAGUCUGCUUUAUAAUGGUUCUUUUUCAGAUACCUCAGAGACCUGCAGUCAGAGAUACAACACUGUGCUGCUUGAAUAGAGAAUGAAUUGUGCGCCUGGUCUGCAACAAUGUGCAGCAUUCACACCUGUCGGGAAAGAUAGUGUUUCCUUUAAAUCUGCAAGAAAGGCGCCAAACAUCAGUAGCCAAGAGCAACAUGAACCAAGAAGGAAGAGAGGGUACACUGUUGGGUUGCCUCUAAACCUGUACCACUGUCUUAAUUUGUGGAUCACUCACUCUCUGACAGACAUUUGACCUAUGAGAGACCUUGAUGGAGAAUUUACACUGAUUGGAAAUACAGUGGAUUGCUAUCAGUUGCAAGAAAUCUCAUAAUUGUACUCUGUAAUGCACCACAAUGACAUCACUAAAGUGAAGAGGAGAGUUCCUAAGGAACCACUGCAAAUCAGCAAUAGAAAGUCAAAAUAUUAUUUUAUUAUUAAAUAUAAGAUGAAGGACUCAUAUAAGCUCUAAUCAAGUCCUAAUUUUGAGGUGAUAUAGGAUAUAUCCAUCCUUGAGGUCCUCUCUCUUUCUUCAAUCUACUGGGAAAAUGACUGAAUGUGAAUGCACCAGUGAAUGAUAAACUGUUCACCUGCCAGAUUGAGAAAGACUUAGACUGCAGUCUGUGUCUAAUUUUGUAGGGAGGUUUUGCCAGACAUCUUCUCACAGCUGGGACCUGUCCUGAGCACCAUUAGCAGCAAAAAUCAUGUCAGAACUAGAAGAUUAUUCAUCUCCAAGGGACCACCCGCAUCCUGACCCAGCUCGCAUCCAGCAGAACCUCCUGGAGGAGCAAGUGGAGCUCUGGUGGUUCAGUGAGCCGCGCAAAUCUUUAAUAUGCUACUGCGCCUCAGUGGGCCUAAUCUUAGGCUGUGGACUGGGCGGCGUAGGCCUUCUUUCCACCACCACAAGUCUGUCCAGUGAGUGGAGAUUAGGCACCGGUACAGUUCUUUGUCUUCUUGCGCUGGCUGUCCUCCUUAAGCAGUUGCUGAGCUCUGCCGUCCAGGACAUGAACUGUGUACGUAGCAGACGCCGGAUCGACAUGCUGAAGAGCGGAGGUUUAUCUGACGUUCUGGUCAUGUUGAUCACGGGGAUCUCCCUGCUUAUAUGUGGGGCUGUGCUCCUGGAUGUUGCCCUGGCCUACCAAAUGCCUAAACCUGGCAAGGCACUGAAUGACAUGUUUAUAUCUGGGGUGGUGCUGUUGGUGGGUGGCAGUUUUACAGUGAUAGCGGUCGGGAUUUACUUCACAGUAGUUUUACUCUUAGAGAGGACAGGGCCGGAACAGAGACGGUGGGAGAGAACUAUGGGUAUUUUCACCAUUUCAGGCCAAAUGCAGGCAAGGAGAGAGACUGCUUCAAGCCUGGCUCAUCUAAUAUAGCCUAAUAGAGUGCAACAUUGCCUGCCCACUUUCUCAGCUUCUUAGUGCCGAAAUGUUUUUUCUAUUAAUUUUUUCCAUAGAGAUUUCAUAACAUUCUUCAUAAAAGUGUUCUAAUCCAUGAACCAAACCAAUCAGCUCUGGGGUGAAUCACAACAUUAUAAACUUUUAUUUGAAGUAAAAAAGUAUUUGAAAAUCAGAUAAAAAGACAAAGGUACAAAACUGAGUACUUACCUUAGUCUUUAAUGAGAAAAUUAACUACAAUCCCAUGAAGCAUUGUGAAUGACGUAAUUGGAUUAAAGCAGAGGUGGAAAGUAACGAAUUACAACUACUCUCGUUACAAUACUUGAGUAAAUUUUUCACAUUUUUCUACUUUUUUAAGUAUAAAUAAAUAAUAGUACUUUUACUUUUACUUGAUUUGAUUAAAAAUGAAGUAUUCAACUUCGCUACAGUUAUUUUUCAUCACAAUUUACAAUGUAUAAAAAAUACAUAAUAUUUUGUAAUUUUUAGGACGUUUUUUGGAAGAAGAAAUCGGCAUGUUAUAAGAGCUACAGCAUCAUGAGCACAGCAGCUUACAUAAUCUGCCGCUGGUGUCCUCUCUUCUCUAGCGUCUCCAAGACAUUCUGCCCUGUCACUAUACUAGAACUGUAAUACUGUGAUUUUCUGCCUAUUUCAUUUUAUUCUGGAAAGGAGCCGUUCAUUCAGGUAUGAGGGAACCGUCUGAACACAUUUAACCACUGAUCAAACUUCACUUGUUUUUAAGGUAGGCAAUGUUUUAACUGUGUCAAACAUUAACACAAUGUAGUUUGACAUAUAUGUGAGGAUAUCUUGUUUACUUGCUUAUAUGUCUAAAACAAACUUUUUAAAUACCUUAGAAAGAUACAUUGCCAAUAAUGUCAGAAAUUAACAGGGACUCGGGGCAUAAAUGCCACCGAAAUUGACAAAAAUAUCCCCAAAAUGUAAAAUAUGGGGGCAAAAAAUGCCCACGCAAAGAGUUCCCGUGUUUUAUUAAUAAUAUCUGAUAUAGUUACAAUUAUAUACAUUGCGAUCUUCUUUUGACUUUUCACUAAACAUUUUUUCUCUCCGCCGUCCAUUUCCUCGCACCAUCGUGCACACAGACGGGCUCUCCGCUUCUAUCAGUCCGCAUCAAUUCGGUAUUGUAUUUCCGCGAUAAAUUCCGUAACCGUUCGCCCCUCUUGUUCAAAAUAAACUGUCCUAGUGGGUAACACUCUCGCUCACGGUGCUGUACUGUACUGUACUUCCCUGCCCUGUGAUGCUGUUUAUCUGUCUGAAAAGCCUCACCCGCUAGAGGCCAAAAAUGUGCAAGGGAUGGAUGUUAUAUAAAGAAGGAACAUAAUUUAACCAAAUGCUACAAUUUAUUUAAUAAUAAAAUCUCAAUAUGUUAAAUAACCAUAAUUUUAAUUAAGAAUUUAUUAUUACUCCUGUAAUGCAACAAUACAUAUACAGAACAACCACUUUUAGUGUUUGAAUCAAUCAUGUCUCUCACCAAACACUGUGUGAAAUGUUUAUUUAUUCCUUAUUUUAUUCAGUUGGCAUGUAGGAAUUGAUAACAGUUUGCUUAAUAAUCUCAUUCCAUAUCUGGAUAAUAGAGGAUACAUUUCCUCCUCUGUGAUAUUGCAUUAUAUUAGUUUUGUACAGUAUGUUAACUUGAUUGCCAAAAUACUUGGACAUUUGUGAAUGAGAAUAAACCUGAAAUAGGAAUGUGUUUCAGUCAAUGCACAUUAUGUAGUUUAGAGACAAUUUAGAGACAUUUAGAAUGUUACAAAUGGCUAUUUUUAUUUAAAUAAAUGUUGUAUUCUUAAAAUUUUCUGUUUGUCCAAGAAUCCUCUUGCAGCAAUGCAGGUCUUUGGCAUUUAGAAGCUGCUAGUUUAGGACUUUUAUCAAUACAGAAAUGCAUGGAAUAGCCUUCAUCUCUCUAAAAUAAGAGAAAAUAGAAUUUCAGGAGAGAUGUGUUUCUUUUUGCCUAUUUUUAAAACCAAAAUUUAAAAUGUAGAAUGCUUUUGUAAGGAAUAGGUGACACAGUAUAUGUUUGCCAUCACAGGUAAAGAAAAAAUGGAAUAAAUACCACUUAAAACAAUUAUUUCAACCGUAAUAAUAAUUUGCAAUUAAUGAUUUUGGCAGUAUUUUUGAUCAAUUUAAUGCAUCAAAAACAAAAAUGUCUUUGUGUUCUAAAAAUGGAAGCGUAUAUGUUAUAUAUAAUAUAAUUUUCAUAAAGUAAUUUGUAACGAAAUUAUUUGAGUAGUUUUUCGGCAAACUACUUAUUUACUCUUACUUGAGUCAUAAUAUUUCUCAGUACUUCUACUUGUAUUCAAGUGAAUUAUUUCUUCUGUAGCAGUACUUUUACUUAAGUAAAAAAAACAAUCAGUACUCUUUCCACCACUGGAUUAAAGACAAUGGAAAUAUAUAAAACAACUGCUUUUAAGUUGUUAAUUAUAAGUAUAGAAACAAUAUAUUUAAAUUUUACUGCAAAAUAUUCAGAUAUACACAAAUUUAAAAGUAGUUUGAAAGUGUAGGGAGACCAACUUCAUUGCGUCAUUCGCAGUGUGUCAUGGAGGUGGGCGAUUGCUACAAAGCUCAUUUGCUGUGGUUUGUUUGUUGCGACUCUCUGAUUGGUGGAACUUCCUCUUCAGGAUUCACGGGUAGUGUAGUUUGUCACCAGGAAUUCCGCUAUUAUCUUAAAUUAAUUUUUAAGACAUUAUGUUGAAAUAGCACAGACUGAUUCCUUCAGCUGAAGCAUAUGCCAUCAAUUUACAACCUCAGAGCCCCCAGUAGGUUUGUCUUUGAAGGUUUAUAAGUUAUCUAUAAAAAUCCUUUUGUCUAUGCAGAAAAUGACUGGGAUUUUUACCUCCGAAAUCAGACUUCUGCACUCUGUUGUGUGACUACAUAUGUAUAUGUAUGCCAGUCCUACUGAAAAAGAACAAAGAUGCAAAACUGUGCUCUCUGCAGUCUUGGGACUUUAAAAAACAGCCCUCAAUGAAAGUUUGCAACCAUUACACAAUGGCACAAAUCACAUGUGACAUUUACAAUUACACCCCACAAAUAAACUGAUUCACACUAUAGCUCAAGGGUUUACGCAUUAGACCUUUGAGGGUUUAGGCACAAACAUUUAAGCUUUUACAUUCUCCUUUCCAACAAAGUACUAUGAAGGAAGAAAAGCAAAGAAAAGCACAAAAGCAAUCUAAAUGAACUGUUUGAUCAUGAAUUAACUGAUUUUAGAUAAAACAUGCUGCUUUCUCUCGUGUGUGUCUCUCUCUCUGUGUGUGUCCUUCACAGCUUUUUUUAAUGUGGGCAACGGUGAGCAUGCCAAGGGGGUGUCCAUCUGGGGAUGUCUUCAGCUUUUCAGGGGCUCCAAUGUGUGUAGUGAAUGGAUCGGCCAUGUCAGUUUGCAUCCCUGUGAAUUUACACUACAACUUGGUUCUGUGUGCAGGCGAUGCUAAGAAUCAAAUAAAG